Messenger RNA from Exophiala bonariae, 2796 nucleotides. RefSeq lists its product as uncharacterized. Gene Ontology annotation, biological process: lipid metabolic process. The record is from RefSeq and is a predicted model, not a curated record. The transcript has a single exon. Bases 1 to 2796 code for a protein of 931 amino acids. Lineage: Eukaryota; Fungi; Ascomycota; Eurotiomycetes; Chaetothyriales; Herpotrichiellaceae.
AUGCACUCAACCAGUGGCCCUGGGCUACGACAGCACUCUUCCACCCCAGAUCAAUUCCAGGACUGGGACCAAAUCUUCGAUGCACAUGGCGACAAUGAUAUUGAAGACAGCCCGUCGGAUUCUGACCAUCCCUCAAAUCCCCGGAUCCAAACCAAUGGUUUAACCAACUACGAUUUGAUCGGAGUAAGUAUCAGCCGACAACAGACUCAUCUACGUUCCCCCGACACUCCAGUGGCCGAGAAGGCACGAGCUCUGAAUGUGCCCAUUACCUACUUUCCAGAAACACAGCAGCUGGAUCAAGGGCUCGAGGAUCUAGGGGAUGUUCCCUCUAUCACCGUCAAGCCACCAGCGAGGACGACCAUUCGCCGUAAGACGGUGGCUUCACAUGGAAGACCAGCUGAAUUGGCAUCCUCGCGGCAGUCACUCAUUUCAGACCAAAAUGGUAGAUACUAUGAACAACUCGACUCCCCCGACCUGUCUUUCGAGCGGUCAUACCCCUCACAAAUCCGGCGACCAGAUGAUCCAACUGUCAAACCAACAUCCCCUUGGGAAUAUCGUUUCCCCCCUCAAAAGUGGCGAUCAGAAAAUGUGCUCAAGCAGGAGGAGCCAUCCCAAGGCCAACCUGAUGCUCCACCGACAAUCCGACAAUCGUUGACAAAAUCCUUACUCAGUGUUACUGGUGGUGAAGGGCGGCGACGAUCCUCGUCCGGCCCAACUGCUAUUCUAUCUAACUUGCGCAAACUUUUACCCGAGCUACCAUCUGCAUCUUUCAACAUGAGCUCCAUGUCUUUGGCCCUUUCUGCUAACAGAUCCACUCACUCAGAUCCGAACACAUCUCAAAACAGUCCCACAGAACGAUCCCGGUUUAGAUGGUCAUUUCGUGAGCCACCAGAAGAUGGGGGCGAUCAACAAACCCAAAGAUUCCGGAAAAUUCAUGAAGACGCAAGAAUCAACCAAUUUGAUGGAAAUAUCGAGUCCAUCCUUGAGCCUACCAGUCCGGCUUCAAUUCGAAGCCGUCCUCGUUCAAACUCAGAGAGUUCGAUAUACAUUGGUCGACGGAUAUCCGGGGUCUCAGCUUACGAUGAUAUCAGCGCUUUUGCAAAUGUUGCAGAAAUGACAAAUGCCCGAUUAAAAGCUUUCACUGACAGCUUUCAAAAUUCGACCCUGAGAUUGCCCAAAUUGCCAACCAUACGGCCAUCACCAAAACGUCAGCUUAGUCCCGAGAAGGCCCAGGCCCAAGAUGGCAACCAAGAGCCAGCCAAUCGUGGGAUUCACCAUCAAUACACCACAUUAAAAAAUUUGCGGGGUGGAAAGAAAGCUGUUGAUCUCGAGUCUCCUCAGCAAAGAGCCCAUCCUGUGCUCUCCCAAGCUCUCUCCAAACUCACCGGCGAUGUCGUUGUACUAGGAGGGUAUCGGGGUUCGAUUUUAAGAUCAGCUGAACCACCGCAUCGACAACUAUGGGUACCGAUAAAAGUGGGACUAAAUCUUCGGAAGGUUGAUCUCGAGGUUGGUCUUACCAGAGAGGAUGAAGAGAAAAUGGAGCAGACAAUCAUUCCAUCAGGUGUUCUGUCACACAUCGGCCCCAUAGAUAUCUGUCGUCGACUACUCAAACAUUUGAGAAAGUGCCCAAAUACUCGCGAAAAUAAACUUCGUGUCCAUGAAUGGGGCUACGAUUGGCGUCUGAGCCCGGAUCUCCUCAGUGAGAAGCUCAUAGCAUUUCUGGAGUCGCUGGACUGCAACCAGCCCGACACGCCGCUCGAGAAACGUGGAGCAACCAUCAUAGCCCACAGCUUGGGUGGUAUGAUUACACGGCAUGCUGUCAACUUGAGACCAGAGCUCUUUGCAGGAGUCGUUUAUGCAGGAACACCACAGAACUGUGUGAAUAUCUUGGGUCCAUUCCGCAAUGGCGAUGACGUACUGCUCAGUUCUCGAGUCUUGACGGCACAAGUAACUUUCACCAUUCGCACAAGCUUUGCGCUUCUCCCUGAUGAUGGUCGAUGUUUUAUACACAAGCACACGAAUGAGAGAUUUGAUCUCGACUUCUUCGACCCUCACACGUGGGACGAGUAUCGACUAUCUCCAUGCAUCAACCCACCUUUGCAUAGUUCAACCAAGGACAACGAGCGCCGAAAAUCACUCAUGGGAACCAUUUCAGACUCUAUCAAUUCUUCAAACAAAAAGGGAUCAUGGCUCGGAGGUCAGUCUACUGAAAAAUCAGACGCCAGGGAUACUAUGGAUUCCAUCGCCCAAGAAACCGAGGAUGGCGUCCGCGACGCUCGCAACAAUAUAGAAGAGAACACAGGGGAACUUGUUGAACCAUCGAUUAAACACUCUCAGCAUCGACCCAGUGUCGCAACUGCCGUCACCAUCCCAAGAGAACUCGCCUGGGAAUAUUUAGAUCGAACCCUUGCAGAAGUACAAGUUUUCCGGCAGCAAUUAAAGUUCAUUCCUAGUCAUCAGGAGAACAAUGCUUACCCCCCUCAUGCAUACAUGUUUGGUAAGACGGUACCAACCGUGUAUGGAGCGAAAGUGGCCAAUCGUGAGGCGAUCAAGUAUAGCGACGUCUUUGACGAUCUCGCAUUUGCAGCUGGCGAUGGUGUUGUACUCGCAAGCGCAGCACAGCUGCCUGAGGGUUAUCGAUGUGUGAAAGGAGGCAGAGUGGAAACUGAUCGUGGUCAUGUUGGGCUAUUAGGGGAUCUUGAAGGAGUGGGAAGAUGUAUAUCAGCAAUUGUGGAUGCCAGAGCAAAGGGUGUCGGGCUAGGAAAGCAAUAUGCUCGCAAUGGGAAUGAUGAUUAG